AUGGAAGAUACAGUGAGAACGAUGUUACAGUACAAAUCAAGAUGUGAACUAUUAAAUCAAGAAAAAGUUUUUUUAACGGCUGCAUACGAAUUAGUAGAAAAUAUUAAAAAUGAAAAUCCAACCAAUUACGCAACAUUGGAACCAGACAACACAUCGGGUUGUUGA
Pediculus humanus corporis (human body louse) is the source of this 165-nucleotide messenger RNA. RefSeq lists its product as uncharacterized. The coding region runs from base 1 to 165 and encodes 54 amino acids. The transcript has 2 exons. The record is from RefSeq and is a predicted model, not a curated record. NCBI's taxonomy places the organism in Eukaryota, Metazoa, Arthropoda, Insecta, Psocodea, Pediculidae.